AUGUCUUACAACGACGACGCAAGUGGCGAACAGCAGCCCUUCUACUACGACGACGGCAGCUACGAUGACGACGCCAGUGUAGGCUCCUCCGCCUUUGGCGCUUCUGCCUAUGGCGAGCCGUCGGCUUAUGGCGGGGAGGGGUUGAACGACCAGUGGCCAGACGACCAACAGUGGCAAGGCGACCAACAGUGGCAAGGCGAUCAACAGUGGCAAGGCGGCCAGUGGCAAGGUGGUGGUCAAUGGCAAGGUGGUAGCCAGUGGCAGGACCCGCAACAACAAUACCAGUUCUUCCCGCCACCACCACAAUGA
Molecule: messenger RNA, 309 nt
Organism: Cryptococcus amylolentus CBS 6039
Lineage: Eukaryota; Fungi; Basidiomycota; Tremellomycetes; Tremellales; Cryptococcaceae
Exons: 2
Coding region: 1-309 (102 amino acids)
Source: RefSeq, a predicted model, not a curated record